Eubalaena glacialis (North Atlantic right whale) is the source of this 2630-nucleotide messenger RNA. It is a transcript of the gene BMPER, whose product is annotated as BMP binding endothelial regulator. Gene Ontology annotation, molecular function: protein binding. The coding region runs from base 458 to 2515 and encodes 685 amino acids. The record is from RefSeq and is a predicted model, not a curated record. The transcript is spliced from 15 exons. NCBI's taxonomy places the organism in Eukaryota, Metazoa, Chordata, Mammalia, Artiodactyla, Balaenidae.
GGAGGACGCCGCGGCAGCGGCGCGCCCCCGGGCAGUCGCUGCAGCCCGGGCGGCGGCGGCGGCGGCUGUGCAGCGGUGCGCAGCGGGAAGCGCAGCCACUCCUCUCUGCCUAUCUCCGGCUGCUCCGAUACCCCCUCCUCCCGGCCCCCUCUCUAGUAUGGAGGAGCCGACGACUAAACCGCUGAGAGCAACUCCUUGAAAAAAAAAAGCCGCAUUGGAGGAGCCUGGCCGCAGGACCCCUCCUCCCUGGGCGCCCCUCACCCCUCGCCUCGCUCUCCCGCCUCCCCCUCCAGCCCCCCCCACCCCCCCGCCCCAGGCUCCCGGGCGCCCGCCUCCCUCCUUAGCGGACUGUCUCCCGACUCGCCGGCUGAGAGCCCUUUUUGACUGCGAGCGGCGGUAGUGGAGCAUAGGCGGCGGCGCGGGACCUGCAGUCGCCCGGGAUUCCCUCCAGGUGACGAUGCUCUGGUUCUCCGGCGUCAGGGCUCUGGCUGAGCGUCCCUGCCGGCGCUCGCCCGGGAUUACCUGCUGCGUCUUGCUGCUGCUCAAUUGCUCGGGGGUCCCCAUGUCUCUGGCUUCCUCCUUCUUGACAGGUUCUGUUGCAAAAUGUGAAAAUGAAGGUGAAGUUCUCCAGAUUCCAUUUAUCACGGACAACCCUUGUAUAAUGUGUGUCUGCAUGAACAAGGAAGUGACCUGUAAGAGAGAGAAGUGCCCAGUGCUGUCAAGAGACUGUGCCCUGGCCAUCAAGCAGAGGGGAGCCUGUUGUGAGCGGUGCAAAGGUUGUACCUAUGAAGGAAGUACCUAUAACAGCUCCUUCAAAUGGCAGAGUCCUGCUGAACCCUGUGUCCUGCGCCAGUGCCAGGAAGGCGUUGUCACAGAGUCUGAGGUGCGAUGUGUCGUUCAUUGUAAAAACCCUUCCAAGCAUCUGGGAAAGUGCUGCCCCACGUGUCCAGGCUGUGUGUUUGAGGGGGUGCAGUACCGAGAAGGGGAGGAAUUUCAGCCAGAAGGAGACAAAUGUACCAAGUGUUCCUGUGUUGGAGGCAGGACACAGUGCGUGAGAGAAGUCUGUCCCAUUCUCUCCUGUCCUCAGCACCUUAGCCACAUUCCCCCAGGACAGUGCUGCCCCAAAUGUUUGGGUCAGAGGAAAGUAUUUGACCUCCCGUUUGGAAGCUGCCUCUUUCGAAGUGAUGUUUAUGACAAUGGAUCCUCUUUUCUCUAUGAUACCUGCACUGCAUGUACCUGCAGGGACUCUACUGUAGUGUGUAAGAAGAAGUGCUCCCACCCUGGUGGAUGCAGCAAAGGCGAGGAGGCCUGUUGUGAGGAGUGCCUUCUACGAGUGCCCCCGGAAGACAUCAAAGUGUGCAAGUUUGGAAACAAGAUUUUCCGGGAUGGAGAGAUGUGGUCCUCUGUCAACUGCACCAUCUGUGCUUGUGUGAAAGGCAAGACAGAGUGUCGCAAGAAGCAGUGCGUUCCCAUCAGCAGCUGCCCUCAGGGUAAAAUUCUCAACAGGAAAGGAUGCUGUCCUAUUUGCACUGAAAAGCCUGGCGUUUGCACGGUAUUCGGAGAUCCCCACUACAACACUUUUGACGGACGGACAUUUAACUUUCAGGGGACGUGUCAGUACGUUUUGACAAAAGACUGCUCCUCCCCUGCCUCGCCCUUUCAGGUGCUGGUGAAGAACGAUGCGCGCAGGACCCGCUCCUUCUCCUGGACCAAGUCGGUGGACCUGGUGCUGGGCGCCGGCACCGUCAGCCUCCAGCAGCACCUGACCGUGCGCUGGAACGGCUCGCGCAUCGCGCUGCCCUGCCACGCGCCGCAGUUUCACAUCGACCUGGACGGCUACCUCUUGAAAGUGACGACCAAAGCAGGUUUGGAAAUAUCAUGGGAUGGAGACAGUUUUGUAGAAGUCAUGGCUGCACCCCAUCUCAAGGGCAAACUCUGUGGUCUCUGUGGCAACUACAAUGGACAUAAGCGUGAUGACUUAAUUGGUGGAGAUGGAAACUUCAAGUUUGAUGUGGAUGACUUUGCCGAGUCCUGGAGGGUGGAGUCCAAUGAGUUCUGCAACAGACCCCAGAGAAAACCAGUGCCUGAACUGUGUCAAGGGACAGUGAAGGUAAAGCUUCGAGCCCAUCGGGAAUGCCAGAAACUCAAAUCCUGGGAGUUUCAGACCUGCCACUCAACUGUGGACUAUGCUACUUUCUACAGGUCCUGCGUGACAGAUAUGUGUGAAUGUCCAGUCCAUAAAAACUGUUACUGCGAGUCAUUCCUGGCAUAUACCCGCGCCUGCCAGAGAGAGGGCAUCAGCGUCCACUGGGAGCCUCAGCAGAGCUGUGCAGCCACCCAGUGUAAGCACGGUGCCGUGUAUGAUACCUGUGGCCCGGGAUGUGCCAAGACCUGUGACAACUGGAAUGAGAUCGGUCCCUGCAAUAAGCCGUGUGUUGCGGGUUGUCACUGUCCAGCAAACUUGGUCCUUCACAAAGGAAGGUGCAUCAAGCCAGUCCUUUGUCCUCAGCGGUGACCUUUGUUCCGCUCCUUCAGACUUUGAACCUGGUGUUCUUGACACUGAGGUGGAAGAGCCAAUGAAAGACUGCGAUAUUUGUGUGCUGAUUCUGCAAAUACACACGCAGAGUAUA